AUGGCGAACCUCAAGGAUUUGCGGUUGCGGGUGGCAUCGUCGGCAGGGUCGUUGUCGGCACAGAUUUUCCACAUUGCAGGGCACUUGCAUCGACAUGGCGUCAUCACUGGCAUUGGGAAGGCCUUGCUCAAGGAGAUUGUCUUUCAAAAGGAUGUGCGAGGCCCUAAGCUCGUGGAUAGUCUAUUGACGAGUUCGGACGAGCAUUGGCUCAAGUUUCUUCAUCGACUGAUCGACGUGGAAACGCUUAAGCUGUUCGAUUCGUUGUACUUGGACUGCGGCUUGGAGCACGGCAAGGCGAUCUCCCGUCAAGAGCGCGAGGAGAACGACAUGCUCAACCAAAAGUCGCUUAUCUAUGGGGAAGUGGACUACCUGGCGUUCCUUUCGACUUUGAGGAAGAUUCCCAUUCAGCCGGGUUGGACCUUUGUCGAUCUGGGCAGCGGCACCGGUCGAGCAGUGUUCAUCGCACGACUCAACUUUGACUUUUCUCGGUACUGUGCAUGUCCAUCUUAUGUCCAUAAACAUGAUUCCAGGUGCACGGGCAUCGAGAUCCUGCGCGGCCUCCACGACGCCGCCGCCGACGUCUGCUCCAACUACAACGAGUUCGUCCGGUCCGUGAUCAGCACGACCCGCUCGCCCCUGGACGCAUCCUUCUUCCACAGCUCGCUGCUCGACCUGGACUGGGCCCACGCCGACGUUUGCUUUGCCAACUCCACAUGCUUCGACUCGACGCUCAUCGCCGAGAUGGCGGACAAGGCGGCGAACAUGCGGUCUGGAAGCUACUUGAUCACAUUCACCAAGCCGUUGCCGCCCGACACUCCCUUUGACAUCAUCGACAAGGAGCGCCGCAAGAUGAGCUGGGGCCCCGCCACCGUGUACAUCCAUCAACGCCGUUAAUUAGUAGUUUGGACGAUUGUUUAGUUAGUUUUUUUGCCCAAAAUGUAUACUAAAUGACAAUACCGCUUGUCAAGACA
Aphanomyces astaci is the source of this 971-nucleotide messenger RNA. RefSeq lists its product as hypothetical. Bases 1 to 894 code for a protein of 297 amino acids. Lineage: Eukaryota; Oomycota; Saprolegniomycetes; Saprolegniales; Verrucalvaceae. Gene Ontology annotation, molecular function: histone H3K79 methyltransferase activity. Gene Ontology annotation, biological process: regulation of cell cycle. The transcript is spliced from 4 exons. The record is from RefSeq and is a predicted model, not a curated record.